CAAUCUGCCUGCCAGGCUGCGAUGAAGAGCACGGCUUCUGUGAGAAACCCGGAGAGUGCAAGUGCAGAGUGGGAUUCAAAGGCCGCUACUGCGACGAGUGCAUCCGCUAUCCGGGCUGCCUCCAUGGGACCUGCCAGCAGCCGUGGCAGUGCAACUGUCAGGAGGGCUGGGGGGGGCUCUUCUGCAACCAAGAUCUCAACUACUGCACCCACCACAGGCCCUGCAUGAAUGGAGCCACUUGUAGCAACACGGGUCAGGGAAGCUACACCUGUUCCUGCAGACCGGGCUUCACUGGGUCCAGCUGUGAGAUGCAGGUCAACGAAUGUGCCGGAAACCCCUGUCGCAACGGAGGAAGCUGUGCUGAUUUGGAAAACACGUAUACCUGCACUUGCCCUCACGGUUUUUAUGGCAAAAACUGCGAGCUGAGUGCCAUGACGUGUGCAGACGGGCCGUGCUCCAACGACGGUCGCUGUGCCGACAAACCCCGACGGAGGAUACUUCUGCCAGUGCCCCACAGGUACGCCGGGUUCACCUGCGAGAAGAAGAUCGACCACUGCUCCUCCACGCCCUGCUCCAACGGUGCUCGCUGUGUGGAUCUGGUCAACUCGUACCUGUGCCAGUGUCCCGAGGGUUUCACGGGCAUGAACUGCGACCACACGGGGGACGAGUGUUCGAUGUACCCGUGCCGAAACGGCGCCACGUGUCAGGAAGGUCUCGACGGAUACAUCUGCUCCUGCCCGCCGGGGAUCACUGGGCGAAACUGCAGCUCUCCAAUCAGCCGCUGUGAACACAACCCGUGCCACAACGGAGCCACGUGCCACGAGAGGAACAACCGCUACGUGUGCGCGUGCGUUCCCGGAUACGGAGGAAGAAACUGCCAGUUCCUGCUCCCAGAACACGCUGCGAUCCGAGGGUCCGACGUUCCCUGGAUGGCCGUGGGGUCCGGCGUGGCUUUGGUUCUUCUUCUGCUGGCGGGAUGCGCUGUUCUUGUUGGAUUUUUCCGAUCAAAAGUCCAGCGGGGCGGUCAAUAGAAACAGUUGGUGAGGUGGAGACAAAUAAACAACCUGACCAACAACUGUCAUCGAGGUGACAGAGAUCUGGCGGUCAGCAUGAUGCCGACGCCGGGAGUUAAAAAACAUCAACAGAAGAUGGACUUCUGCAGCAGCGAUCCUGACGAGGGGUCUCCACCGGGGAGGAGCAGCUACAAGAGCCGCCAUCAGCCUUCAGACUACAACCUCGUACAGGAGGUCAACUACGAGCAGGCGGCGAAGGAAGCCAUGCUGGAGGCGGCCAGCGAAGACAAGUGCCAAUCCCACGACUCGUUUGAGUUUGAGGAGAAACGCAGCAAACGAUUAAAAUGCGAUUCAUCAGAAAAGAACGCCCCAGAAAUGUCUGCAUGUGCGGACACCAAGUAACAAAAUCUGUGUUUGUGAUGUCAGAGGAAAAGGACGAAUGUAUAAUUGCAACUGAGGUGUAACGAGCCACCAGUGGGCUGCCCGUUGCUCAUUUGCUCUAUGGGAGAGUUUUAAUACUCCUUCAGAUGCUGCUCUAAACCCUAGGGGGAGGUGUCCCGCCUUGAGACUGCUGCUGAUACUGAGACGUUUAACUGAUAUUCAGAGUGAGCUGGUUCUCUACUGGAAAAAAAUAAGCGCAGGCAGCGUGUGGGAUAAGAACUGGCGGGGUAUAAAUACAAAGUUUACGGUUGAAAGUAAACUGCCACUUAGCUUUCUGUUCUGCCUUUUAUCGGGGAGUAAAAAUAGUAAAAAAUAUAAACGGACACUGUCUCGUGGCGCUAACGUGCGACGCUACGAUUUUUUUGUUUUUUGCAACAUUUGCACCCAGGCCUUUUCUCUAACCCACACGUGUUGCUGAGCGCAGGAACUGCAUCAAACGGUGGAUGUUUGGCCAUACUGGCCUGUUCUUCUCGAAGCUGUUUUUGGGCUGUGCACCCAUCGCUGCACUGUGAAGACUGUAAUGUAUUGAUCGCUGUGUACACUGAAGUGCGUUUCCUUCCUAAGCCCUCCAAAACCAUUUAUGACAUAGUAUUGUUCAAACUCUUUUCAGUUUCUUUUCGGGACAUGAAAACCUUUCUCUUAAUUAAAUAAAUAAAAUGUUGCUUUUGAUACAGAUUUUGUAAAAUAAAGAAAGAAAAAACAAGAAAAAAGUUUAAAAUUAUGAUUUAAUUUAAGUUAAUUUAAUGAUUUGUGUUAUUUUUAUUUCGUAUUGUAUAUUUGUGAUGUUUGUUAUGAUUAUUUAAGUUGCUUUUUUUUUUAUUAAUGAUGAUAUUUUGCAAAGGCACUUCAGGUCAAUGGGACUUUUUUUAAAGAAAAUGUUAUUUAAGAGGGAUUGUAUACUGUACAAAUUGUUAUUUUAAACCGUCUCCUUUAACCGUUUUGAAUGAAGGAAUUAGCCAAGACUAUUUUUCCAAAUAAAUAUUGCUAAACAUGAAAUUUUAA
This is a messenger RNA of Gymnodraco acuticeps, 2456 nucleotides long. It is a transcript of the gene dla, whose product is annotated as deltaA. Gene Ontology annotation, biological process: multicellular organism development; establishment or maintenance of epithelial cell apical/basal polarity; heterophilic cell-cell adhesion. Gene Ontology annotation, cellular component: protein-containing complex; plasma membrane. Lineage: Eukaryota; Metazoa; Chordata; Actinopteri; Perciformes; Bathydraconidae. Gene Ontology annotation, molecular function: calcium ion binding. The record is from RefSeq and is a predicted model, not a curated record.